Molecule: messenger RNA, 919 nt
Organism: Chara braunii
Lineage: Eukaryota; Viridiplantae; Streptophyta; Charophyceae; Charales; Characeae
Source: the annotation of a GenBank genome assembly
CCGUGCUGUCACGUUUGUGACAUACUUGAGCUCACAAAGUAACCAAGGUAGGAGUGAUACUACCGUAGAGUGGCUUUGACUUCAACAUGGCGUCUAACGGAGUUCCCAAUGUUCCGCUAGCUCGUGAAUGCUACAAUUGUGGCCAACUUGGCCAUAUUUCUCGAUUCCGUCUGCAACCGGAUCGGAGGUUGAAUGAAGCGCGGCCCUCGAAUGCUCUUGUGCCCGUGCAACCUUUGGCGACGGUACCUCCUGCGUCUAAUGUGGGAACGACUGUUCCAUACUAUGCUGGUCAAUACAACGGUGGAAGUGGCGGUAGUGGUCUAGGAAGAAGAGUCAGUUCGUUGGAGGAGAUUGUCGGGCGAAUCAACUCCAAGCAUGAAGCUGAAGAAGCUCGUCUACGUGUACAACGUGAAGAAGAAGAGAAGAGGAGGCGGGAGAAACAGGAUGAAGAACGAAGGUUACAAGAGAAAAAAGAACGCGAAGAAUUCCAGAAAGAAAUGCAGAGGGAAAUAUCGAUUAAGUUAGACAAGGUGUGUGAAGUCGUCGGAGGGAAGAAAAAUGGAGGUUCUGAUGAGAUUAAGGAGUUGAAGGUGCUUGUUGAAUCUUUGAGUCGGCAGUGUAAGAUGGGAAGUGAAACCGACCAAAAGACAAAGAAAACUGAGGAGAUUGCUAGGCUCCGGUUUGAGGUGGACAGGCUAAAGCGAGGAAACGGCGGUGCUAGUACCUCUGCUACAGUGAUUGGUGUGACCAGAGAUUCCGAGGAACUCAUCCGACUCAGACGUGAGCAGGCGGAAGCUAAGGCGACCACUGAUAAAUGCUUAGCUACGAUGGAGGAGGUGAUUUUUGCGCUCCAGAAACAAUGUGAAUCAGCGGAAGCAAAUGCGGAGGUUUAGAGAAACGAUGUUGAGCGCAUUAUUCC